Molecule: messenger RNA, 1850 nt
Organism: Darwinula stevensoni
Lineage: Eukaryota; Metazoa; Arthropoda; Ostracoda; Podocopida; Darwinulidae
Source: the annotation of a GenBank genome assembly
UUUGAUAGAUAUUGAGCUUAGAAGAUGCCUGCUCCAGAGCAGAAACAAAGAAGGCAAGAAAUAAAAAAGACUAGCCAUCGUGACCAUUUUAAGAAGGUCCAGUCAAAAAAGAAGGUGAGAAAAUGGCAAAAAAGUGGCAGUGGUGCACAGUCACAUGAUGCUGGGAAGGGUUCAAAGUUGAAUCCAAAAAAGCGCUUCACAAAGAAAAAAGGAAAUGAUUCAUCCAAACCCAGCCAUCCCAAGAAACGUCCCUUGCGGGAUAUCAAUCAGAAGGAGGUCAAGCCAAAGUCUUCAAAAGAAGCACGAUUGAAGUUGAAGAAGCUGCUCUCCAUGAAGAAAGGUCCAGAGUACUGGAAAGCUUACAAGGAGAUCCGGAAGAAGAAGCUUGAAAAAAGGCUGGAGGAUGACAAGGUCCUACAGGUGAGUGUGAAGGCAAAACAAUCAUGGGAGGAACUACGUCGUGAGGACUGCCAGCCAGAGAGGAAGGUUGAAAUCUGCAAGGACCUGUAUCGCAUUGUACGGGGAAAAGUUGCAAAACUGGUGAUGGCUCCAGAUAUGUCUCGUGUCGUUGAGAGCAUGAUGCAGUUUGGUGACAUAGAAGUUCGAGCAGCACUGUUUGAGGAAUUGAAGAGCAAGAUAGUGGAGCUGUGCAGCAGUGUCUAUGCUCACUUCUUUGUCCUUAAACUCUUGAAAUAUGGGUCAAAGCAGCAAAGAGAAUUUGUUGUGGACUCCUUCAGAGGGCACGUACCAGAGCUCAUGCGGCAUAAGGUGGCAUCAUCUGUUGUGGAGAGUGCAUUCAAUGAAUGGUCAAAUGCCUCCCAGAGGGGUUGUUUGCUGCAGGAGUUUUAUGACCCCCAUUUCAAGGUCUUCAAGGACACGUCUGUCACAAGUUUUUCAAAGUUCCUUGAAACCCACCCUGAGAAACGUGAAUCAUCCCUGGAGUAUUUCAAAGAGAAUUUGAUGCCUCUGGUGGAUAAGGGACUCAUGCAACACAGCCUUGUUCACCGUCUGCUCUUCGAAUAUGUCAACUUCUGCAGUGAGGCAGACAUGAAGGAGCUGAUUGAGUCCAUUCGGGAGCAUCUGGCUCAGUGUCUUCACACACGUGAUGGGACCCAUGUGGCCAUGCAUUGCAUAUGGAAAGGCAAUGCCAAGAUCAUCUUGGGAGAGAUAUUGAGUUCCUUUAAGGAGUUGGCAUUCCACAAAUAUGGGAGGAAAGUAAUUUUGUAUGUCCUCUGCCCAAGGGAUCCGAGGCACCUUCAUCCCGAGUACAUCAAGCUCCUUGCCCAGGGAGAUUCCAACACUCACAGCAAGAAGCACCCUGAAUUACGUCAAGCCGAGCUGUUGGCAGCAGCAUCAAAAUCCUUCCUGCGGGAAGUUCUUGGGAGCCCUGAGGAUUAUCUCAGUGAUAAUGGUGCAACUCUUGUCUUCAAUACUGUACUCGAGAAGUGCCUUGAUGUUGAAGGGUCCCAGGAGGCAUUCCAGCUUCUAGCAGAAAAGAUCAAGGAACCCUUGGUCCCAGGGGAAGUGAAACACAUUGUGGAACGUUCAGCAACACAUCUCAUGCUCAAGAAGCUCAUUGUAACUGAUAAACAAAGAAAAGUUCACUUCUCUGACUAUCUUCUGGAUGCUGUGACCUCUGAGAAUCUUGAGCAAUGGAUCACAUGCAACCGUGGGGCUUUCAUCCUCAUUGCCUUGCUUGAAAGUGGAGUGAAAAGCAUAGAGGAGAAGGCUAGAAAGAAGUUGAUUCCAUUGAAACCCAAGCUCCGUCAGCAGACUUCAAAGGGUGCUCAAAUCCUCUUGAAAAAACUUGUUUGACGUGCAACCCGUUUUUAAUAAAAUUGCUUCAAGAU